AAAUAUCUGCCCAAGCCGUCUCGUACAGGUUUCCGCAAGUAAUGACUAAACACCAGUUGCCAUUCGGCGAUCUAAACAACUCUCACUGCGACUGUUCAGCAACCCCUAGUUGUCAGUUGGAGUGGAAUCAUAACUUCCACGAGGAUCAAACCACCGUUUUGAGAACUAAUGGCUCAGACGAGGGGUUAAUUACUGAAAUAAAAACUCGGACAACGCACGAUUUGAUUCCGGUGGAAAUCACACAGCUGCACACUGACAAACAUCCAAAGAUUAAAACCCCAAACGGAGAUUUUGAAUAUGUAAAUCUUAAUCUUCAUUUCUGGGAAAGAACGAAAUCGGACGGCAUCAGACACAAAAUGGAGAAAUACAAACCGAACUGCUAUUAUGGAAAGACACAGGACACAAGCGACGAAAACCCAGCUAGUUCUAAAAGCGCCGAUGCUUGCCGCGGAUCGGUUCCAAAUCCAGUUCAUAGUGUCUGUGGGGUAGCUGAGAGUUCAGUAUUUUUCUCAUCAAUCGGAGAAUGGACAAUAGUUGAUCUCAAUCUUCGAGAUUUUGAGAAGGAAGAUGCGAAACGAACACUUUAUUUAAGAAGGAAAUGCACACCUUACAAAGAAGUUGAACCGGAGAGUUUUUGCCUUAUUCUCUGAACAACUUCAAGAAAGGAUGGUUGAAGGGAAAUCCAUCAAUUACAGAGGAGUAUUACGAAACUAUUUUGAACAAACACUCUCAGAUACGAAGCGUAUUUCGUACUGAGAAAUAAUGAAACAUAAUAGCAUUGUUAAGUUUAUUUUUAUUUAGAAAUUAACUGUAGGAUCAGUCGAAAAUGAAAGAUCGCUUGUUCCUUUUUAAGCAUUUUCGUAAUAGGUUCAUUUUGAGAAUUUUGAGCGAACAAAAGUUGUUACAAAACGCGCAAUCACUUUGUAACUUAGUUCAAAUUGCUUUUUUUUUCCAAAAGCGUAAGAUAUGUUUACAUUUUAACAAAAGUCAAACUUUCAAGAAGGAAUUUUGAGGAAUGUGAAUUUGUCAUAAUAAUGUACUUUCUAUAAAAAUCUAGAGGUCAGCUUUACAAAUACAGUACAACUGAGUUUGCUUUCCCCUGAGUUGCAUUCCAAAAGAUGACUGGAAGUCAUCUGAGAUGGAUGUAAUCAAAAGCCUGCGUGACAGAAAAUAUAUAAAAAAACAAUAGCAAAAUAAACAACACCUGUAUCUUUCAAUGA
Pocillopora damicornis (cauliflower coral) is the source of this 1220-nucleotide messenger RNA. RefSeq lists its product as uncharacterized. The record is from RefSeq and is a predicted model, not a curated record. Lineage: Eukaryota; Metazoa; Cnidaria; Anthozoa; Scleractinia; Pocilloporidae.